CUUUUUCCCAUAACUUGAGUCUUAAGGGAUUUUUGUGUUUUGCUGUGAUUUGGCUGCGUGUUGUGGAUCCCUGCAGGACUUGCUCCGUCGUCCCUUCACCGCUGCAAGACGUGUCCUCCUCCGAGAGACACAACUUUUAAGGCCGCUGCUUUUAGGAGGGAAGAUGCACAUUCGUCCGCCAAUUUAGGAAGAUAUUUUCAUAGGAGCGUCAUCAGGAAGACUCCCACUUUUGUUUGUGUUUUUUUCCGUGUUUGUAUUGAUUGACCACUAUUGAUCAUCACCAAGCUUUAUGGCUGUCAGAGAGUUCAAGCUUACUUGACGUUUAAGGCGAUGAGUGUUGUGCCAGGCCAAGACGAGGGCGGACGGGCGAUGCCAACUGGCUAACAACGCAAAAAAACCUACCACUUUCUGGAAUCAUUUUGCACAUUUCUGCACUUUUUUGUCGUUGAUGCUUUCUGUAGAAUAUAUCACCGAGCUCCGUUUGCAGCCAUGUCAAUGUAAGUGACGACAAUGCAGCCCUAACAUUGUAAAGCUAGCCGCAAGCUAGUUAGCAAGUCGCCCCCCACCCCACCAGUGUUACAAGAAAACAAGUUGGCCAUGGAGGGAAAUGUGCAACAAAAAACAACCCCGCUCACCCGGGAGCUGACACGGAUCUUCGGCAGCUACAACAAGCACUCCAUUCUGCUCAAAAAGAACCUGAAGGAGACCAACGUGUUCUUCCGGGAAAUCCGGCAAAACUACAGCAACGCCUGUGCAUCAGCCAUGAGCUCGGAGUCAGCUUCCCUGGAGGCAGGGCAACUGAGCUGCAUCGCUUUCCCCAGCCACGAGGAAGAGUUCCUACGCAACACUGUGGGCGCUGCCCCGUACAUCCUGGUGCUGGGCCAGAACUGCACUGCCCGCUACCAGCUUCUCAACUGCCUGCUGGGAGAGAGACUGCUGCCGCUGGGGCCCGAGGCCGGGGAGGCUUGUGAAGGCGUUCAGGGCACGGCGUGCAAGAGACGUAAACUGUGCUUCACCCACGGCAGGCAGACGCGACUCAGCCUGGCGCUGCCCGGCCAGUACGAGCUGGUGCACCAGUUGGCGGCCAACCGCGGCCGCUGGGAUACGGUGCCCCGGGAGGACCUGGAGAUCCACGAGGAGUGCGAAGAUCCGGCACACAGGCUCGCUGAGCUGGAAAUCACCCUGCAUCACCCGCUACUUCAGGAAGCAAAGGUGAUGGUGGUGCCGUGUGCGAGCGUCCAGCCCAUAGAGGAGGCCCUAGAAGACUUCACCCGCAAUGUCAUCCCAAUCGUACUGUACGCCAUCAAGGAGGACUCCCUAAACGCGGAGCAAGUGGCCGAGCUCUGGAAGGUGAAAGAGAUGCUCUCCUAUCCCAUCUGCUUCGUCCGCAUCCCCGACACCAUGCCCACAACCUCGCCGGAGCCCGGCCGGCGCGUGGAGAAGGAAAAAGAGCGCGAGAAGAGCCCUCUCCACAAGCAGCUGUUGUCCCUCGGCUUCCUCAGCAGCCCCACGGGAAACUGCUCCUGCGGGGCUCCCACGCAGAUGCCCACCCCAGGUGCCAAGCCGCAGAGCAUGCUGGGCGAGGCUUUCGAAAAACUCCACAGGCUGCUGGUGCCCUUUACGCGCCAGGUGCUUCAAAACCAGCAAGUGGAGGCCGCCAACCUGCUCAACGGACUCCACUGCCGCUGCCUCGAUCUUUUCAUCAACCAGGCCUUCGACAUGCAGAGGGACCUGCAGAUAACCCCCCGCAGGCUGGAGUACACCCGUGAGAAAGAGGGGGAGUUGUUUACUUCCCUCAUGGCCAUCGCCAACCGCAAACAGGAGGAGAUGAAGGAAAUGAUUGUGGAGACGCUCAGCUGCAUGAAAGAGCAGCUGCUGGAGGACGCUGCCAACUUGGAGUUCAUGGACGUCAUCGUAACGACCAAUGGCGACCCGGUGACGUCGAAGGAGAUCAAGUCGUGCAUCCACCAGAUCCAGGAGCUGAUCGUGGUGCGUUUGAAUCAGGCCGUGGCCAACAAGCUCAUCAGCUCCGUGGACUACUUAAGAGAGAGUUUUGUCGGCACGCUGGAGCGAUGUCUCAGCAGUCUGGAGAAGUCCCACAUAGACUCGUCGGCCCACAACAUCACCUCCAAUCACCUGAAGCAGCUACUAAACGCCGCCUAUCACGUGGAAGUCACCUUCCAUUCGGGAUCCUCUGUCACGCGACUCGUCUGGGAGCAGAUCAAACAGAUCAUCCACAGGAUAACGUUCGUCACCCCCCCCGCCAUCACGCCUGAGUGGAAGCGCAAAGUGGCUCAGGACGCCAUCGAAAGUCUCAGCGCCGCCAAACUGGCCCGAAGCAUCUGCUCCCAGUUCAGAACACGUCUGAACAGCUCCCAUGAGGCCUUCGCGGCAUCCUUGCGCCAGCUGGAGGAGGGCCACACGGGGCGGCUGGAGCGCACCGAGGACCUGUGGCUGCGCGUGAGGAAGGACCACGCGCCUCGACUCGCCCGCCUCUCCUUGGAGAGCCGCUCCCUCCGAGACGUGCUGCUGCAUGGCAAACCCAAGAUGGGCCGGGAGUUGGGGCGGGGCCAGUAUGGAGUUGUGUACUUGUGUGACAGCUGGGGGGGCCACUACCCAUGUGCCCUGAAGUCUGUGGUGCCUCCUGAUGAUAAACACUGGAAUGACCUCGCUUUGGAGUUUCACUACACGAGGACCCUGCCCAAGCACGAGCGUCUGGUGGACCUGCACGGCUCCGUCAUCGACCACACCUACGGGGUGGGCUCCAGCAUCGCCGUGCUGCUCAUCAUGGAGCGGCUGCACAGAGACCUCUACACCGGCCUCAAGGCUGGCUUGUCGCUGCGGGAGAGGCUGCAGAUCGCUCUGGAUGUGGUGGAGGGGAUCCGCUUCCUGCACAGUCAGGGCCUCUUGCACAGAGACAUUAAGCUCAAGAAUGUUCUGCUGGACAAGCACAACCGCGCAAAGAUCACCGACCUGGGCUUCUGUAAACCAGAGGCCAUGAUGUCCGGCAGCAUCGUGGGCACCCCCAUCCACAUGGCACCCGAGCUGUUCACGGGGAAGUACGACAACUCCGUCGACGUUUACGCCUUCGGGAUCCUCUUCUGGUACCUCUGCACUGGUUCCGUGAAACUCCCCGAGGCCUUUGAGAAAUGCUCCAGCAAGGACCAGCUGUGGAACCAUGUGAAAAAAGGUGCCCGACCCGAGCGCUUGUCCUCUUUCGACGAGGAGUGCUGGCAGCUGAUGGAGGCCUGCUGGAACGGCGACCCCUCCCUGCGGCCCCUGCUGGGCAUCGUGGAGCCGAGCCUGCAAAGCAUCAUGGUCCGCCUCUGCAACUGCGGCUCGGAGCGGAAAAACAGCAGCCUGGAGGACUCGAACUGAAAAGAACUCAAAACCAACGCACACGUGACGGUCGUGGGAAGUAUUUUUGUGGUAUUUAUGAAACGGGGGAGCCUCCUGCCUCACAAGUUGAUGUAAUUUAUAAGGAGGUGGGGGGGUUUUAUUGUUUGUGUGUUAUUUGUAUCCACUCCUGUAGCUGACGUGCUAAUUGCCUGUCUGUCCUUCAAAGAAACGUGUUACUAGAUGCAACUUUUUAAUGUAGUCCAUUUGCAGUAUUGUCAACAAAAAAUAUCUACAUUUUAGAUUGUAUUUAAUGUCUGCAUCUAUACAAGCAUCUUUUUUUUUAAAUAAAAGGAUCUGUUACAACAAAUCUCAAGACUCAACACUCCACUCCGCUUUCUUUUUCUUCUUUUUCUCGGUUAUCCAUAUCCCCCCCCACCUCCCCCCCCCCCCCUACACAAACUCUAGGGGUUUUUUCUUGAGCCCGCGUGCGCAGUACGUCUUGUACAUGGAUGUGUUUUUUUAGAUAAGAUACUGUAUGUGCGGCUUGGGGUGGGGGCUGCAUGAGUGAAGUCCGUGUGAACCCCACCUCGGGAUCAAAGGUCAAAUUCCUUGGCAAAAAUGUGUUUUUUGGACUUGCUGACUUAAAAAA
This is a messenger RNA of Dunckerocampus dactyliophorus (ringed pipefish), 3988 nucleotides long. It is a transcript of the gene dstyk, whose product is annotated as dual serine/threonine and tyrosine protein kinase. Gene Ontology annotation, molecular function: protein kinase activity; ATP binding. The transcript is spliced from 14 exons. NCBI's taxonomy places the organism in Eukaryota, Metazoa, Chordata, Actinopteri, Syngnathiformes, Syngnathidae. Bases 598 to 3378 code for a protein of 926 amino acids. The record is from RefSeq and is a predicted model, not a curated record. Gene Ontology annotation, biological process: protein phosphorylation.